AUGAGUACAGAAAGUCAAACAAUAGUGGUGAUCCAAGAUGCAUCAAGAGAUGUUGGUUUAAAGGCAAUAGAAAAGGUCCUCAAAAAGCUAGCAGUUAAAGCUGGAGAUCAGCUUAUAAUUGUUGCCAUUCUUAACUGGUUUAGCAGUCCUAUGGGAUACAUGGUCACAGUUGAUUCGAGUUAUUUUGUUUCAACGAACAAGAAAAUUAUUGAAGAAAACUUUAGCAAGAGAAAGAAUGACUAUCCGAUGAAUCGGUAUAUCAACAAGCUCUCUAAGUAUUGUCAAAUCAAUAAGAUUGAAUUCCAACUAGAAGUGCAUGCAGGACCAGCUCCUCAGGUGAUUUCUGAGGCUGCAACUAAAUUUCAACCUACAACUUUGAUACUUGAUAGGUAUAUCCACAGAAACAUGAAGAAUUUCAUGGACAGGAUCCCUUGUGGUAUGUAUAGGAUAACAAGCGAUAACUCCAUUGAAAAGCUGAAAGAUCCGAAAUCAUUAGCUUCGAAAUUUUCUGAAAGGCAAGAAAAUGUAAGCUAUUCAGAAAUGAUACCGGGAAGUGAAGACGAUGGAGUUUCUCUUCAGAUGUCCAAGUCUUCGUCUACCGAUCUUUUCACGUCCGGAGUUUCAAGUACCGAUAAUGCAUCUACUUCUGGCGUUGGAAGUUCAGAAUACGUCCUUCAGAAAUACCAAAUGGGAGAGUUUCUUGCGGAGCAAGAAAAACAAGAGAGACGAUCACUAUUUCAUAUAUGUGAAAAUCAAGAAUCGAACGGAACAGAAGUAAAUCAAAAGGAGAUACAAAUUGAGAAUGCAGCAUAUAAUAUGGAGGAGGAGUUCACAAAUCCAGCUUGUUCGGUAUGCAACAAUAAAAGACUGAAAAUCGGAUCGAAAAGAGACUUCAGUUACUUGGAGCUCUACGCUGCUACGCAGGGAUUUUCUGCUAAGAACUUUCUGUCGGAAGGUGGGUUUGGAUCGGUCUACAAAGGACAACUAAACGGAAUGACAAUUGCGGUUAAGCAACAUAAAAGUGCAAGCUUUCAAGGAGAGAAGGAGUUUAGGUCUGAAGUCAAUGUACUUAGAAGAGCAAGACAUGAAAAUGUGGUCAUGCUUUUAGGUUCAUGUUCAGAAGGGAAUAAUAGGCUUCUUGUUUAUGAAUAUGUCUGCAAUGGCUCACUUGAUCAACAUCUCUCCGAACACUCAAGAUCGCCUCUUACUUGGGAAGAUAGGAUCAAAGUAGCUAUUGGAGCGGCCAAAGGCUUACUAUACUUGCACAAAAAUAACAUCAUACACAGAGAUGUCAGACCAAAUAAUAUUCUUGUAACACAUGAUCAUCAACCAUUGAUAGGAGAUUUUGGACUAGCAAGAACUCACAACAAAGAUUUGACACACUCGACGGAAGUUGUUGGUACCUGGGGUUAUUUGGCACCAGAAUAUGCCGAAUAUGGCAAAGUGUCGAGUAGAACCGAUGUAUAUUCUUUUGGAGUGGUUCUACUACAGCUUAUCACUGGAAUGAGAACUACAGACAAAAGACUUGGAGGAAGAAGCCUCGUCGGAUGGGCAAGGCCACUUUUAAGAGAAAGAAAUUAUCCAGAUCUAAUUGAUGAAAGGAUCAUUGAUAGCCAUGAUUACCAUCAAUUAUUUUGGAUGAUAAGACUAGCUGAGAAAUGUCUAAGCAAGGAUCCUAAGAAAAGGCUAAGUAUGGUUGCGAUUGUUAAUGCAUUGAGUGACAUUUCGGAAGGAAACACGUGUGACAUUGGAACGGGAGAUUACUCGCCUGCAAGGUCAGAUUCAUCUUAUAGUGAAUCAGAAUUCGAUGAAAAUGAAGAUAUUAUACACGGAAACUUUGAGGAGGACAGCGAGUUACUAAGCACGAUUUCAGAAUCCAUAGAAGGAAAUGAUACCAUUAGUCAGAUGAGACAUAUGAGUGUGAGGCAGCCACCAUCUCCUCCGAUUAAAAGCAUGUGUUCGAGCGGCUCAAACUCGUUUCAGUUUUCGGAUGAAUCGUAUAGUGAUUACGAAGCACAUUGUGAAAGGGAUGCAGAAAUGGUAACAUACAGAAUUGGUUUACUCAACAACUCUUAGAUGGUACUGCUAGACUAUAUCAGAAGAAAUAAAUAAGAUAGAAUUUGAGUUUAGAUUAUUGAAACAAAUAAAUUUUCCACCUUAAUGAUAGUG
Molecule: messenger RNA, 2169 nt
Organism: Vicia villosa (hairy vetch)
Lineage: Eukaryota; Viridiplantae; Streptophyta; Magnoliopsida; Fabales; Fabaceae
Product: inactive protein kinase SELMODRAFT_444075-like
Exons: 9
Coding region: 1-2076 (691 amino acids)
Biological process (GO): protein phosphorylation
Cellular component (GO): plasma membrane
Molecular function (GO): protein tyrosine kinase activity; ATP binding
Source: RefSeq, a predicted model, not a curated record